Drosophila hydei is the source of this 1424-nucleotide messenger RNA. RefSeq lists its product as uncharacterized. Gene Ontology annotation, biological process: positive regulation of voltage-gated potassium channel activity; regulation of synaptic transmission, cholinergic; sleep. NCBI's taxonomy places the organism in Eukaryota, Metazoa, Arthropoda, Insecta, Diptera, Drosophilidae. The transcript is spliced from 3 exons. The record is from RefSeq and is a predicted model, not a curated record. Bases 603 to 1151 code for a protein of 182 amino acids.
GUUACCUCGCCUUCUGCAUUGAGAGUCGUCAGUCAUAAUUUUUUCGCCCGAUGGAACGAGUGUCAAUGUUCCCAGUUGUCGUGUGUGAUUUUAGUAUUGUCCCAUUUAUGCGAAAAUGAUUAAUCCACUGUAUAAAAUUAGGAAGGAAAUGGAAUAAUCUAAAGAAAUUACUAUAAUUCAAUGUGAUCUACUUUCACACACUUUCAUAUUGGCGAAUUUAGUUACGCACACACACAAAGCGUGCAUGGAUAUAUUCUUUUGUAGCCACAAAUCGAAAUAGCAAAACUUUCUCCAAUACCGGCAAUUGCUAAGCAUUUAUCAAUUUUUUGUUCGCAUUUCCUUAUACGUAUGCAUAUGUAUUAAUGAAUGGGCCAACGUCUUGUGUGACCGUAUCGUAGGAGAAACUUGUAUGUAUUACACAUAGUACAUAUGUAUAUACCGACAUAAUAUAUACGCGUUAUGAUAUUAAAACUAAAAUAUAUAUAAACAACCCAGCAGACUAAAAUCUAAUACCCACAUAUGUGAAGACCGUUCAUAAGUCUAUCUCAAAGCACACCACAUAUGAUUGAGUGUUCCCAUACACUACAUACUAAAUAUUUAUAAUGAUGGACUGGAAGGCACACAACCAUGGUCUCGCUUACCACCUGUUCCAAGGCGUUGUUUUACUUGCUGUUGCUUUAGAUUUAGCCAACUGUUCAGAGAGGGAAGUCUUACUAUGCUACAAAUGUUCAGUAACUGUGGAGAAGUAUUUUGUUGACAAUGUAACAAUUGUUACGCCGUUGUGCUCCAAGUUCGAGCAAUCUUCUGCUUAUGUCAUCCAGUGUCCGUAUUCGACGAUGUGUUUGAAAACGAUAUCAACUCUACAUCUUCAAAAUGGACAAGAGCAAGAAACCAUCACAAGAGGUUGUGCGCAGCAAAAAAACACAACUCAGGUAUUUCGCAACAGGCAGUGGGAACAGGAGCACUUGGUGCAGGAGGUGUAUAAGGAAGAAUGCACAGAAAUUCAAUCUAACAACUUCGCAGGAUCGAAAAUCGUGCACUGCUACUGCCGCGGCGAAUUGUGCAACUCAUCGAAGUAUUUUACUGUUGAUAGGAAACUAAUAAGCGUGAUUGUUUUACUCAGCGCUUUUUUGCUUUUCCGCAAUAUGUAAUUUCAUAUUUCACACUUAAAUAUAUAUAAAUGUAACGUGUUCGGCUUUAAGUUAAAAGUUGUUGUGAUAAUUUUAACCAUGAAUAUCUGCUAUGGCCUUUUGUGAUAAAGAAACCCAAUACAAAUGCUGCCCAGUCGGCUUUAUCAAGCAUAACAUACAUUUUGAAGAUAAAGUUUAUAACAUUGAAUAUUGUUGCAUUUAAAAAAUAACUAAAACGCUGAUUAUCUGUUGUUAAAGCUACGUGUGUUCACCUUUCUUGAGAAGUCUUUUGAG